This is a messenger RNA of Brassica oleracea var. oleracea, 796 nucleotides long. Its product is annotated as RING-H2 finger protein ATL78-like. Gene Ontology annotation, molecular function: transferase activity. Gene Ontology annotation, biological process: protein ubiquitination. The record is from RefSeq and is a predicted model, not a curated record. Lineage: Eukaryota; Viridiplantae; Streptophyta; Magnoliopsida; Brassicales; Brassicaceae. Bases 39 to 686 code for a protein of 215 amino acids. The transcript has a single exon.
UAUAUCUAUCUAUCUAACUCUUCAAACUAGGUUUAAUCAUGUCGGCUGAAACAUUUGCUCCCAUUAUCUAUGAAGAUUUUCUUGAGAACUUUUACUCAAGAAGGCUACUACUUCACACAGCUUAUCAACCACCUACCAUGGCAUCUCCUCCAUUUGGAGACGCUCAUGAAGCAUCACACUCUCAUGCACACCAAAUGAGCUUUGAUGCAAAUGUUGUUAUGGUCUUAUCAGUCCUCUUGUGUGCACUAGUUUGCUCACUUGGACUGCAUUCUAUCAUUAGAUGUCUGUUGAGAUACUCAUCCGAAGCUAGUGAGGAGCUUACAGUUCGCAUGGCCAACACAGGGGUCAAACGAAAAGCCUUGAAGAGUUUCCAGACGGUAAGUUACUCUAAAGAGAUGAAUCUGCCUUGUCUUGAUACAGAGUGUGUCAUAUGUCUCUCGGAGUUUGUGGCCGGAGAGCGAGUCAGGCUUCUGCCAAAUUGUCACCACGGGUUCCAUGUCCGGUGUAUAGACAAAUGGCUGAGUUCACACUCAUCUUGUCCCACUUGCAGGGACUGUCUCAUUCAGACUUGCCAAAAGAUAGCUGGCUGCAGUGAGACGACCUCAUCAUCUAAUCAACCACCACAGGGAAGCUUUAGCGUGCAUAUAGCACCACUAGGACCUGAAAGAUUUAUACAUGGUUUCUGAACACAAGUCAACUAGGCUUAGGUGAAGUUAUGUUGUAAAGCUUGAUAUGUAUGUACUGCCAAUGGCAGCUUACCUGUAGUUCAAUAUUGAGAACAGAGUUAUCAUUUCAA